Prorocentrum cordatum is the source of this 1025-nucleotide messenger RNA. Lineage: Eukaryota; Dinophyceae; Prorocentrales; Prorocentraceae. The record is from the annotation of a GenBank genome assembly.
AGCUCUGGGCUCAAGGCAGCGCGGCCCCGACCGAGCGGCUGAGCUCGCCGCGAGCGCGCGCGCGCGCCACCCUCCGCCGCGUCGGCCACGCCGCGCCAGCCGUGGACGAUGGCAGCCCGCGCGAGCUACAGCCCCUACGCCGAGCUCGGGGUGGCGCCCGGGGCGCCGGCGCGCGAAGUGCGCCGCGCGUUCCUGCGGACCCGAUCGCGCGCCGGUUCCACCCGGACAAGUGCCACGAGCCCGGCGCGGGCGAGCGCUUCCGCCGCGCGCAGGAUCGGGGCCUUCGCCGCCCUCGGCAGGGCCGGCGCGGGCGCGCCCGGGCAGGCGCCGGAGCCCGCGCCGCGCGGCGCCCCCGAGUGCGCCAGCGACUCGGAGAGCUGGGAGGCGCCGCGGCGGCCCGCGGAGAAGAAGGCGGAGCCUGCAGAGGUGGUCGACCCAGACGAGCCGGUGCUGUGCCUGGCGGGGCUGCUGCAGCUGCUGCGGCAGCACUGUGGCGGCGGUGCGCCCUCGGCCGGGUCGCUGCGCCGGCGGUUCCUGCAGGCCGCGGUGCCCUGGCCCUGGGACCUCGGCGGCCCGGCGCUGCACGCGGCGCUGGCGCGGGCGCUGCGGGACGAGCUCGACGCGCGGGUGGCCGCCAUGGAGAGCUGGCGCGGCUGUCCAAGCGGGACCUCGGCUGGUGGCUCGAGGCGCGCGGCUCCCCGGUGAGCCUGGCGCUGGAGGACCCGGACGACUCCGUCCCGAAGGAGUCGAUCGCCCGCCUGGCGAGAGAGCUGCUGGCGGCGGGCGCGUCGAGCACGCCAAUCCUCGGGUCGGACGUAGGUCGGGGACACGUAGGACUGAGGGUUUGCCCGAGCUCGGGUUUGCCGAUGUACCGAUGCCCCUCGUGUUCGCCUCCAUCGUGCCUCCUUGGGUCGGCUACGCGAGUUGAUUCGGUACCCCCCCCCUUUACUCUCAUGUCAGCUCGUGUUUAGUGAAUGACGUUCCCUCCCCGAUGGCUGGUGAAUGGAUACCGCGGGGCUCGAGAG